GGGAGGGACCUCUUACAUUUGGAUAUAAAUGAAGGCGCUGUACCCACUGCUUUCAAACAAGCUUGCACUGCACCACACGGGUGUCUGUCCUUUAACACAACCUUACGCAAGAGUGAUACAGCGUGACAAUGGCAGUGUCAGCAGCUAUAGCAGGAGCCUCGUUGCUAGGAGGAACAGUAGAGGAAAUCUCCAGAAAUAUACCAACAAAUAGAAACGUUACUAUUGCAAUUGAAAAUAACUCUGAUUUCUCUCUAACAAACCCAAGGUUUUACACUUACAGUGGAUAUAAUAUUGACCCUCCUCAGCCGACAAUCAUAGAAAAAAGAACUGAAGUGUGUUCCUUCAGCAAAACUGGGGGUACAGCGUGUGGAAGUGUGGGCGUCUUAACCUACGAUGUCUUCAAGAACAACAGUUCUGUUGAAUGCAUUGCCGUAAUGUUUUCUGUACCAUAUAAUUACAAUCAUUAUGAAAACUAUUUUGCUAUAGGGUCCUUUAGUGUAGGAACCUCUUGUGACCAUGCCUUAUACAAUCGAAUGUACUAUGAGGAGGAGAAUGGUUUCACCAGAAGCCAAGCUGGGUUCAUACAGUUUACUGGGAAAGCUGUUAAAAUAAAAGCCACAAUGUCUCCCGCUGGCAGCUCAAUAAUAAAAAUGGAAGUGUGGAACCCGUGAACUGUGCGUCUCACGCGCUUGCUUUUCAUUGACAGCCCUGAUAUUUGCAUACAUCAAAUCCUUCUACUCUGCUAUUGCAAAGCAGUCCUAUAGUGUUAUAUAUGUCCUAUAGAUGCAUUAUACUUUUUCAUUUCCUACUGUCUAAAAGUAUUGUUCAAUUCAGUGUAUAUAAAACACUCAAGUAUAAAAAUGAAAAGCUUUCAACAUAUGCUAAAAGACUGUUUGCAUUACAACUGGUGUUUGGGCUGCUUCUCUGUAGACCUGCUAACAUUGUUCUUCUGAAACUAUGAGACGUUACAAAAAACUGCUGCUUCCAAUUCAAAAUUCAUUAAUAGCUAUAGAAUUGAUGCUGAAAAUAGAGCUAUGAAAGAAAAAAAAAAUAACCACUAAUAAACUGGAAAUACAUUUUUACAAUUUCAUUCUUUUUUUCAUAUUGGUGGGCAUACAGUUUAAAUAUAAGAUGACUUAAAAUAUGAACAGCCUGUUGUGUCCUUGAUUGUUAUUGACCUCUCUUUUUUUUCUUCCAGUUAUUUUUUAUGAGGUAUCUGUAACACUUCGGUUCUGCAGAAAGAUUGAUUAACGACCAUAUUUGUUCCGUCAAGAAUAAACUUAUUUACCGAAUUAAAAUCACAGUGUCUGUGUUUUUAUCUGCUGUACAUGGAUAAACUUAUGAAGCCUUCUUGUUUUAAAUUUAGUGCUGCCUGACCG
Messenger RNA from Acipenser ruthenus (sterlet), 1379 nucleotides. RefSeq names its product DELTA-stichotoxin-Hcr4a-like. Bases 129 to 671 code for a protein of 180 amino acids. Gene Ontology annotation, biological process: monoatomic cation transport; pore complex assembly; cytolysis in another organism. The transcript is spliced from 3 exons. Gene Ontology annotation, molecular function: channel activity. The record is from RefSeq and is a predicted model, not a curated record. Gene Ontology annotation, cellular component: pore complex. NCBI's taxonomy places the organism in Eukaryota, Metazoa, Chordata, Actinopteri, Acipenseriformes, Acipenseridae.